AUGACUACUGAAACUCAUUUUCGUCCUUUACUUAACAAUAAAAACCUAUCCUUAUAUGAACCACAUUUAGAAUAUCUCUCAGGCAAAUUAUAUAAAAUUACAGAAAUAUUGCAAACGUUUAAAGUUUCGCGUGUUAAAAGAGGUUUGAUCAAUGGACUAGGAUCUAUUAUAAAAAGUAUAUCAGGUAAUCUUGAUUAUACUGAUGCAAUUAAAUAUGAAAAUAAUCCUGCUCAUACCUUCAAUAAUCAUGAUGAAUGCAUCCACACUCUUAUUACGAAGCAGCAGCUCUUGCCAUCCUGUAAACUUACCUCUAUAUCCCAAAAAUCUGAAGCAUUCGAGCAAUUAGACCAGAAGCACUACAUUCUUAGUUUUCCGAAAUCAACUAAAAUUCAAACAACCUGUGGAAAAUUGCAGUAUAAAACUCUAAAUGGAAGCUAUCUCGCUAUUAUACCUCAAGGCUGUUCCAUCCAGACUCCAGAAUUCACUAUUUCAAAUUCAAAUGAUAUUAUUAAAGGACAACCCUUAAGAAUCUCAGAUAUCGUUCCUGUAAAAGAAAAUCAACCCUCUGAACAUAUUUUAAACUUGAAAUCUAUCAACUUAGAAAAACUUCAUAAAAUAAAUUCAGAAAUUAUGGCGCAACCGAAAAUUGAUUUAAGAAGCUCUCAAGAUUUAUCUAUCUAUCACACUACUAUUCCUGUAUAUCUGAUAUUAAUAAUUGCUAUCAUUAUCUGCAUGACUAUGUUCCUGUAUCAGCGUUUUAGCAAGUUGCAUCCAUCAAUGGAGCACAAAGAGACUCAGAAUCCUGGAGAAGUGUGGGUUGAUCCAUCAAGCAUCCCAGCAACAAUUUUAAGAAAAUAG
This is a messenger RNA of Aricia agestis (brown argus), 858 nucleotides long. RefSeq lists its product as uncharacterized. Lineage: Eukaryota; Metazoa; Arthropoda; Insecta; Lepidoptera; Lycaenidae. The transcript has 3 exons. Bases 1 to 858 code for a protein of 285 amino acids. The record is from RefSeq and is a predicted model, not a curated record.